Messenger RNA from Paramacrobiotus metropolitanus, 669 nucleotides. RefSeq lists its product as uncharacterized. The coding region runs from base 122 to 505 and encodes 127 amino acids. The record is from RefSeq and is a predicted model, not a curated record. Lineage: Eukaryota; Metazoa; Tardigrada; Eutardigrada; Parachela; Macrobiotidae. The transcript has 3 exons.
GACUGCGCAUUCUGUGUAAUUAAUUGUCCUUAACCAUAAGCGCAUCCGUUGUGCAUCCCGAUUGCGAAAUAGCCGCGAUCGAGCAGCGUGAUUAAACGUUGGCCGGGAAGACGUUGCAAAGAUGAACUGGUGGAGGAGGAUCCUUAUGGCUGCCGGUCAGUGCUGGAUCUUCUUGCCGGUGCUGUAUGUGUGUAGCGUCUUCGUGCACAGCGUGGCCGCGGUGCAAGAUUAUCCCGGACCGGUGAUGCCGGCGCGGUCCGCGUUCCCCGCAUCCGGCGUAUUCGAGGGACGCAGCGCAGCGUCGCGGUCGACGCCGGGCACGUUGCUAACCGAUUCCUACCGGCAAACGACCGAUAAAGCAGCUUCUUGCCACGCCGUCGGCGACAAUAAACUGGUGCGCAUCCCGCGCAAACAACUGCAGACCAAGCCGCUCGUCCCGUACCAGCCGCGCUCCCUCAUCAAAUCCACGGAGGGCCUCUUCCAGAAUCAGCCGCAUCUCACUUAAUAACCGCCAUCCCUGCGCAACAUCCUAGUCCCUUUUUACUCGUAGAAAAUAAGCAUUAAUUCUGUAAUAUUAUAUUUUAAUUUUAAUUUUUUCUCGUCUUGACGUCACGUGUACAUUUAUAAUUCUAAUACAGCGCUAAUCAAAACGAGUUAUAACAAUUAUAA